Messenger RNA from Aureobasidium melanogenum CBS 110374, 543 nucleotides. RefSeq lists its product as uncharacterized. The transcript has 2 exons. Lineage: Eukaryota; Fungi; Ascomycota; Dothideomycetes; Dothideales; Saccotheciaceae. Bases 1 to 543 code for a protein of 180 amino acids. The record is from RefSeq and is a predicted model, not a curated record.
AUGACUCGAACGGUAUUGCCGCGUUCCUUGUGUGAUUGGGACUUUAUCGACGUCCGAUCUUUCCUGAACUACCAACGCACUGCUGCAAAGGUUAAUCAAAGUUCUUUUGCUGCUAUGUUGAAGCUCGAAAAGGAAAGGAGAAGCCGAUCAGAAGUGCUAGGCAGCGCUUGUUUUCCUCACCCACAGAGUCGAGAAGAAGAUGAAGGCGAAAAGUUCUGGUCAUCAUGGCAAGAAAAGUACUGGUUGAUGCACUUACCGAAGCAUUUCUCCUGUUUUUCAGAAACCGACCAAAGAUUUGGAAUGAGUAGUGAUGCUUUCAUCAGAACACAGUUGUUGGAAAAAGUGGGAGUAUUCGUCCAUGUUCGCCGGUCAUCGUUCUGGUUGCAGAAUGCAUCUUGGUGCAGUGGCGGUACUCGGAAGGCGAAGAGGAGAAACUACGAUGCAUCUCGGCCACGAGCGACGUACGCGAAGGACAAGGCGAAGAUCUUUGAACGCGUCAGCAAAGUCCUCAAAGAAGAGUCUCUCGGAGUGAAGGGCUGCUGA